Camellia sinensis is the source of this 1506-nucleotide messenger RNA. NCBI's taxonomy places the organism in Eukaryota, Viridiplantae, Streptophyta, Magnoliopsida, Ericales, Theaceae. The record is from RefSeq and is a predicted model, not a curated record.
AUGGGAGUCGGAGGCGGGGAUGGAGAGGGGUCGCAGUUGUCGGAGAUGGUGACGAGUGUGGCUGGUUCGUGGGGAAUAAUGGUGGCAGUGGUUGGUCGUGGCAGUCGGAAGGGCAAGACAGUGGUAGAGGAAGUUGCAAGGAGAGAGGGGCUGGGGAGGGGGCACCGUCGCACCGACAAUGCCUGCAGGAGUUGUUGGCAGCGGCUGUGGCUGCCGGAGGUGGAGAAUGAGGGAAUGGUAUUUGAUUCUGAACAAUGUGCGUAUGAUUUUUAUAAUACAUAUGGAGGAAGAAUGUGGUUUAGCAUAAGAAGAGAUUAUUGUAGGAAGGACAAGUUCACUAAUCAACUUAUUCAUAGACUUUUGGUUUGCAACAAGGAGGGAUUUCGAAAGGUUGACAAGCGAGGCCCAUUGUCAAAAAACUCUAGAGCUGAAACUAGGACUGGGUGUGAGGCUCGACUUUAUAUUAAAUUACAUGAGGGUACUGGAAAAUAUGUUGUGAUUGAUUUCAAAGAAAAACACAACCAUGAUCUUGUAUCACCCGAGUGUGCCCACAUGUUGCUAUCACAAAGAAAGAUAUCCACUAUCCAAGUAAUUCAAUUAGAUUUAGCGGCACAAUCUGGUCUUCGUUUAGGCCAGUCUUUUAAACUCAUGGGUAGGGAAGCUGGUGGAAGGCAAUGCCUUGGUUUUACGAAGUUAGAUUCUAAAAAUUAUUUGAGAACCAAAAGACAACAAAGUUUAGCAUAUGGGGAAGUAGGCAGUGUGUUGCAAUACUUUAAAGAAAAAUCUUUGCAGAAUCCUUCAUUCUUCUAUGUUGUUCAAUUAGAUAAUGAGGAGCAAAUAACCAAUAUGUUUUGGGCUGAUGCACAAAUGAUCAUGGAUUAUGCCCAAUUUGGUGAUGUUGUCACAUUUGAUACGACUUACAAGUUAAACAAAGAACAUAGACCCUUUGCAUCUUUUGUGGGAUUCAACCAUCAUAGGGAAACAGUUAUAUUUGGUACAGCAUUAUUGUAUAAUGAGACCGCCGAAUCGUUUGUAUGGUUGUUUGAAAACUUUCUAGAGGCUAUGUCAAGGAAGGCACCAAAAACUUUGUUCACCGAUCAAGAUGCUGCAAUGGCUAAAGCCAUACCCAUCGUUAUGCCUGACACAAGUCACCGAUUGUGUACUUGGCAUUUGAUGCAAAAUGCAUUAAAACAUGUUAACUGUUUGUUCCAAGAUAAUGGGGUGAAGGGUGUACUAAAUAAAUUCUUCUUUCACAUUGAAGAUGCAAAUCAAUGGAAGUUAGAGUGGGCGGAAAUGCUUGAUAAAUAUGAUACGCAUGAAAAUCAUUGGUUGAAAUUGACUUUUGCGGAUUACAUUCGUUCUGAUUUCAACUUGAAUGAAUUCUUCAUGCAUUUCGAAAGGGUACUUUACGAGAAGCGAUACAAGGAGUUAGAAGCAGGCUAUGCUUUUGUGGCAAAGGUUGCCAAUGGUCAAAGCAACAAUAAGAAUGUUAAUUCAAAUGGGUAA